Molecule: messenger RNA, 1821 nt
Organism: Dovyalis caffra
Lineage: Eukaryota; Viridiplantae; Streptophyta; Magnoliopsida; Malpighiales; Salicaceae
Source: the annotation of a GenBank genome assembly
AUGGUGUCUGAGAACCUUCUUUCUUCUUCUAAGAGAUCACCUACUACUAAGUUCUGCAACUCCUUCACUACUCGCAUAUUUUCGGACGUUGCGGGAGACAUAACAAUUGUUGUGGAUGGUGAGUCUUUUCUACUGCAUAAGUUUCCCCUUGUGUCUCGAAGUGGAAAGAUACGGAAAAUGGUUGCAGAUGCAAAGGACUCAAAUAUUUCGAAAUUGAAGCUCUGCAGCUUUCCUGGCGGGCCUCAUACAUUUGAACUUUCCAUGAAAUUCUGUUACGGUAUGAACUUUGAGAUCACAACUGCAAAUGUCGCCCAUCUGCGCUGCGCUGCAGAAUACCUGGAAAUGACUGAAGACUAUCGGGAAGAAAACCUCAUUGCACGCGCGGAGACUUAUCUGAAUGAGAUUGUGGUUCAAAGUCUUGAAAAGUCUGUAGAAGUCCUUUUUACAUGUGAGAUGCUACCUCCCGUAGCAGAGGAGGUGGGAAUUCCAAACAAAUGUAUAGAGGCCAUUGCCAUCAAUGCUUGCAAGGAGCAGUUGGUCUCAGGUUUGUCUCGUUUAGAUUGCGAUAGUGAAUCCACAGAACUUAAGAGUGGCUGUCUAGAGUGGUGGGUUGAGGAUCUCUCAGUAUUGGGGAUUAAUUAUUACCAAAGAGUUAUCUGUGCCAUGGGAAGGGUAGGAGUUCGGCCAGAUAGCAUUGUUGCCUCUAUAAUGCAUUAUGCCCAGACAUCAUUAAAGGGCAUUGGAAAAUGUCAGAUUUGGAAUCCAGCAAGGAUGAAACCAAGUCCUAGUGUGAAGGAAAAUGAUCAGAGCAUUAUUGUGGAAACUCUUGUGAGUCUAAUGCCAACAGAUAAGAGCUCUUCCAUUCCGUUGAAUUUUCUGUUCGGGAUGUUAAGGAUGGCAAUUAUGUUGGAUGCUGCUAUUGCAUGUAGACUUGAGCUUGAGAGGAGAAUUGCUUUUCGGUUGGAAAUGGUUUCGCUAGACGAUCUUCUUAUACCAUCUGUCCGGAUUGGGGAUUCAUUAUUUGAUGUUGAUACUGUCCACCGGAUACUAGUGAAUUUUCUACAGCGUGUUGAAGAAGAAGAAAAUGAAGAUUGUGGAUAUGAAUCUGAAGGCAUCGGAUCUCCAGGCCAUGAUUCGUUAUUGAAAGUUGGAAGGCUUAUUGAUUCAUAUCUAGCAGAAAUUGCUCCUGAUCCAUAUUUGAGUUUGCAGAAAUUCAUUGCCAUGAUUGAGAUACUUCCUGAUUAUGCUCGAGUGAUUGAUGAUGGGCUUUAUCGAGCAAUUGACAUAUAUUUGAAGGCUCAUCCAAUGCUAUCUGAACAUGAGUGUAAGAAGCUCUGCAAGUUGACAGACUGCCAAAAGCUUUCACAAGAAGCGUGCAAUCAUGCUGCACAGAACGAUCGUCUCCCAGUGCAGAUGACAGUUCAAGUUCUCUAUUUUGAGCAGCUUCGUUUGAAGAAUGCCUUGUCUGGAAGCUCAGGAGACGGAUUCCUAUCACAGAGAAUCAGCAGUGGUGUACCCAGUGCAGCAAUGUCGCCUCGAGAUAAUUAUGCUUCUUUGCGGAGGGAAAACCGGGAACUUAAGCUUGAGAUAUCAAGAAUGAGGGUGAGGCUGAGCGAGUUGGAGAAGGAGCAGAGGCACAUGAAACAAGGGAUGAUUGAUAAGUCAGGAAAUGGGAGAACUUUCUUCACCUCACUAUCAAAAGGAAUUGGAAGGAUAGCGAUUUUUAGUGGCCCAGGAGGAGGGAGACGACAAAAAUCUGGUAGAAAGCCUCGCGGAUCAGAGGGGAAAACUGGCAGGAGUCGUAGGCAUUCUGUGUCCUAG